This is a messenger RNA of Venturia canescens, 1876 nucleotides long. It is a transcript of the gene mei-38, whose product is annotated as meiotic 38. The transcript has 5 exons. The record is from RefSeq and is a predicted model, not a curated record. NCBI's taxonomy places the organism in Eukaryota, Metazoa, Arthropoda, Insecta, Hymenoptera, Ichneumonidae. The coding region runs from base 527 to 1681 and encodes 384 amino acids.
AUGGAGCUUCACCCACGUGGAUCUCGGACCUCCAACGUUGCGCGUACCACAAAUUUCACGCAUGAGUGACUCAAGAUUCAACGAUCGAUCCAUCAAAUUCGCCUUUUCAAAAUCAAAGCAACGUUUACUCAAAUUUUUCAGAACAUCAAAGAGAUAAAAAGAUUUCAAAAAAUGGUACAGCAGCGCCAAAUUCUACUUGUGUGUGGAAUCAAUACAUUUUGAAAGCGAAGGACGCUUCGGCUGUGCCCACUGGGCUGGAAACUCGAAUUUGAUUUAUGUAUACUGUGAUCAUUGGAGUUCGAGCAAGAAUCACGAGUAGAAUGAAAACAAAUACAAGUGGGGGUCUUGCUGAGCCGUUGAACUUUUUUUCCUUAUCUCAGCAAGCGUAUCGGAUCUUGUAAAUCAGUCUUGGUUGAAGCUUGUUCAACAUACGAUCGAUUAAAUUCCUGCGUGACCUAAAUUGCGCGUUGAAAACGUUAUAAUCUUAUCUUGCGAUGUGCAAAUUUUUAAAAAAGAAAUAAUUAUUAUGGCUGAUGGAAUUCAAACGAGUACACCGUUAGUUUUUAACAAAUUUAUACCGCCACCGCCGCGGAGACUGUGGUCGGCGGACAGUCCGAUGGAACAAUUGUAUCGAAACAAAUGGAUGCAAUACAGAAAUUCGAUGAGCGAGAAGGAUCCUUGGAACGCUCUUGAUUCGCCACAUUUUGUCGAUUUCAAGGAAUUGCCCGAUGUUCAAGACAAUUAUUUCGACGAAGUCGACGAGGACAAAAUCUCGACGCCGACGUCUUUUCAAGUCCAGCAACGGCUCCCAGACUUCGAUUUGGAAAACAAUAAUGUGCUCGACGAUCUGAAGAAAUGUACGCUGUCGGCGAUAAAACCGAUGGAGGAUGACUAUAACAGAGGACAAGCAACGAAUGACUUCAAUCGAUUAGAAGAAACGAUUAAAAGGAUUUCCCGAGUGUCCGAUGAAUUUGGAAAGAUAAUUUCUUCUACCAUUAAGGUGAACGAUAUGCUGAGUAACGUGGAAAAAGGUGCGGAUUGUGGAAAGCGAGAUUCAAAGAAAAACGUCGUCGAGGAACUCGCAAGCGAGCCGAAAAGCAAAAAAAAGACUUGCACGAUGCUCGAGCCUUUUAGUUUUGAGACUCGCGAAAAAUUCAGACAGGAGCACGUUCAGGAACGUCGAGAAAGAGACAGCUCUGGCAGAGAAUUGCGCAAGGGUUUUCGAGCGACUCCACUUCCAAAAUUUCUGAAAAUCCGUGAGAAAGUCUCCACGAGAGUGAACACCUGCUCAAACCCAAAAGGCGCUAACAAAAAUAACGACGUCAAUAAAAUGACGAGUGCGACCGACGUUUGCAAGAAAAAAGUGUUCCAACCGGUGCCAGUAAAAAGAGCGCCAAUCGUGCCAAGAGCGCCGAACCUCAUGACCGCGGCGCGGGCCAAAGAGAGGCAACGAUUUGAGGAGGAAAUGAAAAAAAAGGAGCUCGAACGACAGGAAUUGAGAAAAAAAGAAGAAGCCGAACGGAAAAAACGCGAAGAAGAAGAAAUAGCAAAGUUAAGACGGGGAUUAGUUCACAAGGCUCAACCUAUUCGAAAAUACAAGAUCGUCGUACCAAGAAUGACAAAGCGCGUGCUGGCCGAUCCGACGAUACCGUUCCAGUGCAAACGACCACGAAAAUGCUGAAAGUGCUCAUUCCCACUGACGAUCGGUACUUUUUAUUGAUAAUUUAAACCGUCUAAUGGCCGUAUUCUUGCAUGAAACUGUUUGUGAUACUUUGACAAUGAAGAAGGGGAAGAAAGGAAACUUUUAACACUCAUAGCACCUUACAUUGUUCAACCAUGUAUAUAAUAUAUAUAAUAUAUAUGCGUGUAUAAUGUA